AAUAAUGAGCAUAAUGAGCAGAUGAAGUGAAGAAACCCCACACACAAGCUAUUCUCAUUUGCAUCUCCUCCUCCUCCUUCGUAUGAUUAUGGGUUCUCUAACAACCCUAGCGUCUUUGCCCCCAAAAUAUCAUCAUCAUCAUCAUCCCAUUACUACAAUUACUCCAAACAAUUGGUUCAGAAAUUGUUCAAUUUCAAUUAAAACUAAGAGGAGGAUUAAGUUGAUCAACAUUCGAUUACAACCUUGCAAUUGCACCACCGCACUAUCAUCAUCAACAUCGACACCCAAUUGGGUAAAAGGAAACGAGGUUUUUGAGGAGGAUGAAAGGGUUUUUGUAGUUGUUAAUUUCUAUCGAUUUGUUUCCAUCCAAGACCCAGAAGCUGAGGUCGACAAACACCUUCAGUUUCUACAGGGUCGUGACAUACACGGUCGGAUAUACAUAAAUGAACAAGGAAUCAAUGCUCAGUACAGCGGGCCAUCAGAAGACGCUCUUGCAUAUGCUAGUUGGAUAAAAAAAGAUGAAAGAUUUAAGGAUAUAUUAGUUCAAGUAUCUUCUCCUGUACAAAGGCAUGCAUUUCCAAGACUCAAAUUGCGGUAUAAACCUUCUCUUGUACAGAUGGAAGGAGGGGUGUCACAUCUUCCUUUGGUUGACUCAUCUAUGCGCGCAACGCCUCUCACGCCAUCUGAAUGGAGGGAAAAACUAUCAAAUUCCGAUAAAGAUGUUGUUCUGUUGGAUGUGAGGAAUGGUUAUGAAUGGGAUAUUGGUCAUUUUAAUGGAGCUCAAAGACCAAACGUUGACUGUUUUAGGAGCACAACAUUUGGGUUAUCUGAAUCAGAGGACGUUGCUUCAGAUCCUUUAGCUAAUGUUGAUAAAGAAAAUACAGAGAUAUUAAUGUACUGCACUGGAGGUAUUCGUUGUGACGUAUAUUCUACAAUCCUUAGACAAAAGGGUUACAAAAAUUUGUAUACGUUGAAAGGAGGAAUAUCACAUUAUCUGGAGUGUGAAGGCCCGGUUGAAUGGAUUGGAAAUCUUUUUGUGUUUGAUUCUCGGCUCUCGCUACCACCUUCUUCGGUCAAACAUGAUUCAACGAAUGAUGAAAAUACCGUUUUUGCUAAAUGUUAUAUUUGUGGCUCACAAGUUUCUGAGUUGAGGCAUAGAAACUGUGCAAAUCUGGACUGCAAUCUGCUAUUCCUGUGUUGUUCGAGCUGUAUGAAUGAUUUGAGAGGAUGCUGUACUUUAAAAUGCACAUCUGCUGAUCGGCUUAGACCCGUGCUACCAGGUCAUGAAAGAUACAAAAAAUGGCAUCACUACCGCGAUACAUAGGCCUUUACCAACUUAGUCAAUGAGAGUAUUAUAGGAACCUUAAGUUUUUUGAGACAUUUAAAUGAAGCAUAAAAUUUUAAUUUGUUGUACCUUUUGCCUCAUCAAUGCAUAUUAGUUUUAGUUA
Helianthus annuus (common sunflower) is the source of this 1448-nucleotide messenger RNA. RefSeq names its product rhodanese-like domain-containing protein 8, chloroplastic. NCBI's taxonomy places the organism in Eukaryota, Viridiplantae, Streptophyta, Magnoliopsida, Asterales, Asteraceae. The transcript is spliced from 8 exons. The coding region runs from base 83 to 1324 and encodes 413 amino acids. The record is from RefSeq and is a predicted model, not a curated record.